Messenger RNA from Strongylus vulgaris, 780 nucleotides. NCBI's taxonomy places the organism in Eukaryota, Metazoa, Nematoda, Chromadorea, Rhabditida, Strongylidae. The record is from the annotation of a GenBank genome assembly.
UUUCAGGCUGGAAUUUCUCGUCGUUUGACCAACUUCACUACGGAUAUUAAUGACUCGGAGAUAUAUACCCAUCUUUUGAAUCAAAUUGCUCCUCCCAACAGUGGUGUCACUCUUGCGCCUUUAUACCUGAAAGGAAACAUUACACGAGCCGGUGCGAUGUUGGAUGAAGCUGAGAAGUUGGACUGUCGGGAAUUUGUAACCCCCAAUGAUGUCGCUAGUGGCAACUACAAGUUGAACUUGGCUUUUGUUGCGAACCUAUUCAAUAAACAUCCCAAUCUUCCCGAUCCUUCUGCAGAUGAGAUUGUGGAAGAAGUAAUUGAGGAAACUCGUGAGGAAAAGACAUAUCGAAAUUGGAUGAACUCCAUGGGAGUGAAUCCUUACGUAAACUGGCUCUACAGCGAUUUGCAGAACGGAGUAGUCAUUUUCCAGCUCUAUGACAUCAUUCGACCAGGAGUUGUGCAAUGGAAACGUGUUGUGAAAGUAUUCCAUAAGCUCAGAGGAAUGAUGGACCAAAUCCAGAAUUGCAAUUAUGCUGUAGAACUUGGAAAGCAGCUACGAUUUUCAUUAGUUGGUAUACAAGGAAAGGACAUCUACGAUGGAAACCAAACUCUAACCCUUGCUCUUGUUUGGCAAUUAAUGAGAGCAUAUACGUUAACAGUUCUCGCUCAGUGUACACAGAGUGGGGACUCACUUCCCGCCGACAAAGAUAUCGUGGCAUGGGUUAAUCACAAGGUUGGUAUAGUAUUCUCAUUUCUCUUUCGAACUGUUCUCCAAAAGUGA